Molecule: messenger RNA, 2800 nt
Organism: Rubroshorea leprosula
Lineage: Eukaryota; Viridiplantae; Streptophyta; Magnoliopsida; Malvales; Dipterocarpaceae
Source: the annotation of a GenBank genome assembly
AGAGUCAACAUCUACUCCUAUCAACCACACCAUACGUCUUAAGCUUGACUGAACCAUAUAUCCUCCAUGUUUUCUUCACAUCUCCCCAAACCCCACAGAACUGAAGAAUGAGACAUUCAAACUGCAUCCUCUUGUUCUUCACGUCCCUGGUUAUCUUCUUCCCAACAAUCUCCCUCUCCAUAGAUACCUUGACUGCAACUAAUUCUGUCACUAAUGACCAAACCCUCGUUUCCUCCGGCGAUGUUUUCGAGUUGGGAUUCUUCAGUUCCGGGAGUCCAGACAAAUGGUAUGUCGGGAUUUGGUACAAGAACAUUCCUGAGAGAACCUACGUGUGGGUUGCCAACAGGGACAACCCACUUUCUAACUCCUCCGGAGUUUUCAAGGUUGCAGAUCAGAACAUUGUUCUUCUCGACCAAAAUCAGAAACCAGUCUGGUCAUCGAACAUAACGAAAGGUGGUAACACUACCGCUGCGGUGCUGUUGGAUUCUGGAAACUUGGUCCUGAGAGAAGCAGAGGAUCCCAGCAACUAUCUCUGGCAAAGUUUUGAUUUUCCGACCGAUACCCUGUUGCCGGACAUGAAGCUGGGUUGGGAUCUGAACACAGAUUUGGACAGGUACUUGACGUCAUGGAGAAGCUCGGCAGAUCCAUCUUCAGGGGAUUUCUCGUUCAAGCUUGAUUACCAUGGAUUCCCGGAAAAUUUCCUUUGGGACAAUAAAGAGAUAAAAUACAGAAGCGGGCCCUGGAACGGCGUGAGGUUCAGCGGCGUUCCGGAGAUGAAACCUCUGGAUUAUCUCAAGUUCGAAUUUGUCACCAAUCAAGACGAGGUGACUUACUCAUUCUCUGUCACGACCAAUAAUCUGUUUUCCAGGCUAAUCGUGAAUCCAAGCGGAGUUCUUCAGAGAUUGACCUGGAUUCCGGACACCAAACAAUGGAACCCAUUCUGGUACGCACCGAAGGACCAGUGCGACUAUUACAGAGAGUGCGGUCCGUACGGUAUCUGCGACGCGAAUGCAUCCCCUGUUUGCAAGUGUCCGAGAGGGUUCGAGCCGAAGAACUUGCAGGCGUGGAAUUUGAGAGAUGGGUCAGAUGGGUGUAUGAGGAAGACGAAUUUGGAGUGCAUGGGAGACAAAUUCUUACACCUGAGAAAUGUGAAGCUGCCGGAAACUACCACGGCGUUUGUGGAUCGGAAUAUUAGUCUUAAGGACUGCAGAGAUCUGUGCCUGAAGAAUUGUUCUUGCACUGCUUAUGCUAACGCCGAUAUCAGAAACGGCGGCACUGGGUGUGUCAUCUGGGUCGAUGAACUGCUGGACAUCAGAGAAUACCCUUCCGGCGGCCAGAAUCUGUUUGUUCGAUUGGCUGCUUCUGAUCUUGGAGACAGUGGGAGGAGGAAUGCUCUAAUCAUAGCCAUAACGGUUGGCAUUGGCAUUUUGCUUUUAGGAGGAGUUGCCUUUUUCAUAUGGAAGAGGAAGAGAUUGCAAAGAAAAAGAAAACCAGGACAGAAAGGCCUUCAUGAAAGAAGCCAAGAUUUUCUAUUGAAUGAGGUGGUUAUCUCAAGCAAGAGAGAGUACUCGGGUGAAAAAUCAGACGAGCUAGAAUUGCCACUGUUUGAUUUUGAUUCCUUAGCAAAAGCCACAGACAACUUUUCUGAAGAAAACAAACUUGGACAAGGUGGUUUUGGUUGCGUUUACAAGGGUGGACUGGUUGAGGGUCAAGAAAUAGCAGUAAAAAGGCUCUCAAAGAACUCCGGGCAAGGAGUUGAAGAAUUCAAGAAUGAGGUUAGAUUGAUUGCAAGGCUUCAACACAGGAAUCUUGUCCGGCUUCUUGGUUGCUGCAUUGACAUGGAUGAGAAGAUGCUAAUUUAUGAGUACAUGGAAAACAAAAGUCUGGAUUCUGUUUUAUUCAAUAAGGAAAGAAGCUCCUUGCUGACUUGGAAAAGGCGGUUUAACAUCAUUUGUGGGAUUGCUCGAGGACUUCUUUAUCUUCACUAUGACUCCAGAUUUAGAAUAAUCCACAGAGAUCUAAAGGCAAGCAAUAUUUUGCUUGAUGGAGAAAUGAACCCAAAAAUUUCAGAUUUUGGCAUGGCUAGAAUUUUUGGCAAUGAUCAAAAUGAAGCAAAUACAAAGAGAGUGGUUGGAACCUACGGAUAUAUGUCUCCUGAAUAUGCAAUGGAUGGACUCUUCUCAACUAAAUCAGAUGUUUUCAGCUUCGGUGUUCUUGUAUUGGAGAUUGUCAGUGGUAAGAAGAAUCGAGGAUUUUAUCACUCAAACAGUGAACUAAACCUUCUUGGCCAUGCAUGGAGAUUGUGGAAGGAAGGGAAGGGAUUGGAAUUAAUAGAUCCUGUAGUAGGUAGUUCAUACGCGGAUCAAGAAGUGAUGAGAUGCAUCCAGGUUGGGCUUCUGUGUGUGCAAGAGAGUGCAGAAGACCGGCCAACAAUGCAUACUGUGGUUUUGAUGCUGAGCAGUGAAACAGCAACAAUGCCUCAACCUAAAACACCCGGGUUUUGCCUGGGAAGAAGUGCUGUUGAAACUGAUUCAUCUUCAAGCAAGCAAGAAGAUCAAACAUUCACCGUGAACCAGGUCACCGUUACAAUGUUAGAUGCUAGAUAGUGAAAGAAAACACCUGAUCUAGUACAUUUGUACAUCACAAAAGUUUCUAAAUUUGUAUAUUUUCUGCCACCGCGUUUGCUGCCAUUUGUACUGCAGCUUUGAGUACUCUUCAGACCUUUUUGUUCCUUUUUUUCCUUUUUGUCGGCAUCAAGUCCUUUUUGUUCUAAUUUGAAAAAGAAAAAAAAAAAGCCUUC